CUGAGGCGGGGAUUAGUCAUAUGCUGUCCUCCUGAUGCUGCUGACGUGGUGCCAGGGACAAAAUUCACAUCCCUGAGGAAAUGAUGAUAGGCAAAGCCGGACUGAUUGGAUGGUGGGGAUCAGCGCUUCCCUGUGCUUGAGAGGAGCUGGCCAGAGAGAGAGGCGGGAGACAGGUUCAGGAGCAAAAAUGAGUCUGAUGCAAAGCUCUUCCUCAGCAAGAGAAUUGCCCACAAAACUGCUCCUGGAGAAGAUGGGCAUGGCUAAGAGAGCCAGAGGGGGCAAGGCAGCAGCCUCCUUGUGCCUGGCAGGGGUCUUCUCCCUGGCUGUAGCCUCCUUCCCUUCAGGAGUGAAUGGCCGAGAAGGCAGCACAGACUGGACUCAGGAAAAGUAUUCCCACCGACCAACCAUUUUAAAUGUGACACGCAUCGAACAAGUCGCUUUGCACACAGAUGUCAAUCGAAUGUGGCAGAAUGACCUGCAUCCAAUUCUGAUCGAGAGGUACCCAGGAUCACCAGGAAGUUAUGCAGUGCGCCAGCAUAUCAAGCACCGCUUGCAAGGCCUGAAGGCUGGCUGGGUUGUCGAAGAGGACACGUUUCAGAGCCACACUCCCUAUGGCUACCGCACCUUUUCAAACAUAAUCAGCACCCACAAUCCUUCCGCCAAACGCCAUUUGGUGCUUGCUUGCCACCAUGAUUCAAAAUAUUUCCCACCGCAAUUGAAUGGCGAAGUCUUUGUGGGAGCCACUGAUUCAGCCGUUCCUUGUGCCAUGCUGCUAGAAUUGGCCCGUGCCCUGGACACGCAGCUUCAUUCACUGAAGCAGGCCAACCUGAGUACCAGGGCAGAUCUCUCCUUGAAGCUCAUUUUCUUUGAUGGUGAAGAAGCCUUUGUUCGCUGGACCCCUUCUGAUUCACUCUAUGGCUCACGAUCCUUGGCCCAGAAAAUGGCAGCUACCCCACAUCCACCAGGGGCCACAAAUACAAAUGAGAUCCAGGGCAUUGACCUUUUUGUGUUACUGGAUUUAAUUGGCGCUUGGAACCCGAUUUUUCCCAUUUACUUCAUCAACACGGCUCGGUGGUUUGCCCGACUUGAGGCAAUUGAACGACACCUUCAUGAUUUGGGUUUGCUGAGAAAUUACCCUGCUGAAAGACACUAUUUCCGAAGUGACUUGAGAAGACAUCCUGUUGAAGAUGACCAUGCUCCAUUUCUAAGAAGAGGAGUUCCUGUUCUCCACUUGAUACCGUCUCCUUUCCCAAGAGUGUGGCAUACUAUGCAGGACACAGAAGAACACCUUGACAAGCCCACUGUUGACAAUCUCAACAAAAUUCUGCAAGUGUUUGUGCUGGAAUAUCUCCACCUGUGAUAGCAAGUUUUAGCACCCACUUACCUGAUCCUCUGUUUUGAAAUGCUACCACCAGUACCUCCUUGCAUAUUUCUAAAAAUAUACUUUUGGAUGCUAUAGGAAUACAUAUAGAUAAGAAUACAGGAUCCUGCUUUAUAUCAAGUCAUAUCUUUUGUUCAUUUCCUGCACUACUAUUCCCACAAACUGGCAGCUCCUUUCCAGUUUCAAAUUUGAGCCCUGGGUCUUCUAUGUGCAGAACAAAUGCUCAGCCAAUGUGCAAGAAAGAGAAGUUAGUCCCUUGAGCUUUAAUAUAGAUGGUUGUAAAUUUCCUCUUCUGAUGGCAACCAAGGAGAGAUGUAAACCCCAUAUAGCAAACUGAAAUGAAAGCAAGUACAUUUAUAUUCAACUCUUUAGUAAAAAGAAAAAUCAAUUUAGUAAGAAGAAAAUCUAAAACACAGUAAACUAUCUUUAAUUACAGAAGCAGUCCAUUAGCAAGUCUACAUUCAAUUAUCAGUCCCAACAAGUAUAGACCCACUGAAUCAACAGGAGCUUAGUGAGUCAAUAUUUGUGUAAAUUCCCUUGAUUCAAUGGAUUACUGUACUGAGGACUGUCAAUCAGGUUUAGUUUUAGUUUGGGUAAGCUAAAAUCUUGGAUUUCACUAUCAUACACUAUGAUAUUCAAUAUUUCAUAAUGGUGACCUCAAGUUCUAAAGAACUCAGUGCCAUUUCCUUAAAAAUCCAGGGAUGAAAAUGUUGAACAUUUUUGGUGUUACAACAUCACUGGUGAAGACAGGUGCUUUAGAGAAACCCACCCUUGUGGUUCAUUUCCUGUAAUAUUCUGUUAUCUGUUUGAGUCCCAACAGUCUGCAGUUCCAAAGGACAUUUCCGUUGCCUGUGACACAGCAAGAUAGCAAAAAUGAAAUAAAUUCUUUAUCAGGUCUCAAAAGUGAACAAAGUCAAAAAAUUGUAAGCUCCAAAUUAAAUCAUAAUGCUUAUAACGUUAAAGCUCCCUGGUUUAAAAUAAUAUCUGCUGAGAUGACAUCUCAGCUAAUAAUGCAAUCACUUUAGGAAAUUUUGCAACAGUGCAUUGUAAACUUAAAGGUGAAUCACAGACAGGCGAAUCCAUCAACUUCAUAUCAGAGAAUAUAUGAACUCGCUCUGACUUUUAAAACACACACAUUUUAAGGCUGUUUUUCUGUACCCUUUAACAUACAUACCCUAUAUUCAUGCAAUAUUGUCUUGCUAAUUUCAUACAAUCUCAGAAGCUUGCACUAAGGAAUGGCUUGCAUGCCAUAGCUACAAGAUGAGUGGACAAUCUGUGACCAUACAAAUGUUUUAUGGACUGCAGCUCCUAUAUGAUGGUAAGGGUUGAUGGGAAGUUGCAGUUCAAUAUUUGAAGGUUCACAUAACACCCACAUUUGCCAUGUAUGUCCUUUUAGAUGUUUAUAUCACUGGUUUUUAUAGUAUGUGACAUGUGUACACAGCAGAGGUGGGUCUUUAAUAUAAUCUUUAAUAUGCUCUCAGAUAGGAGGGUAGUUUUUUGGGGGCAAAUGUUUUGAUAUUAGGACAUCAAUUGUGUACUGCCAUGCUUUGUCUUCUUGAUUGGCAUUAACUUCCUAUAUUUUAGAUAGAUGAUAUUAGAUUUGCAAGACUGGCUAUUCUAGACCACAGAGUUCCUUUAGCUCAAGCAAUGCUAAGAUUACUCAGAAAGCUAUUGGUUCAUCUAGUCCAGAACUGAUUCUAACAGCAUCUGUUCUCAAUUACUCCUGAUAGAAAUGUCUUCAUAACAUUACCCUGAGAGGUCAAAAUUGAACAGGUACACGUAACCUGGCAGUGAACUAUAACUCUCCAGCAGAUUUGUAACUGAAUUUGAGUAGCUCCAACUUCAAAUUGAAGGCUGUUGGCUACACCACUCAGUACAUUCCAAUACAAAACAAAUUUACUGCCAGUUCAAAUGUAAAUAGCAUAGUUAACUGAGUAAAUUCCAAAUAUUUGUAGCAAAAGCGUUUACCAAACCCCUUAAAAUGGAAUGACAAGUGAAUGCAGUCUGCAUCAACACAUUCUGUAUCCACAGAUUCAACCAUCUACACCUUUAAAAUAUUAUAAAAGAAACAAGCCAAAGAACAAACCUUGAUUUUUGUCAUUUUAUAUAAAGGAUAUUUUAUUAUGCCUUUGUAUGUAAUGGGAACUGAGUAUCUAUAUAUUUUGGUACUCAUGCAGGGUCCUAGAACCCAACCCUAGCAGAUACCAAGAGCCCACUGUACUCAAUUUUGUUCCUCUCUAAAUUGAAUGAAAAUACACUAAUCGUACAAUAUAAAGAUGAAAGUGAUAUCUAAAAGGUAAUAAAGAAGGCAUAUAAGGAGAAAUUUGCUUUACUUUUUGUGUGUGUCAAAUACAGUAGAGUCUCACUUAUCCAACAUUCGCUUAUCCAACGUUCUGGAUUAUCCAAUGCAGUCUGCCUCCUGCCUGGAUCCACAACUAUUUCUCUAGGCAGCAAGGACUGAACUUUUUACGGAUUUAAUUUUGACAAUGUUGUUACUGUAAGUUCAUUUUAUGCAAUUCUAUCUUUAUUUGUAGUCCAUUUGUUAGUAGGCAAUGUUUUUGUAGUCAGUGUUUUCAAUACAUUGUGAUGUUUUGGUGCUAAAUUCAUAAAUACAGUAAUGUCUACAUAACAUUACUGUGUAUUGAACUGCUUUUUAUGUCGAUUUGUUGUAAAAUAUGAUGUUUUGGUGAUUAAUUUAUAAAAUCAUAACAUAAUAUGAUGUUUAAUAGGCUUUUCCUUAAUCCAUCCUUAUAAUCCAACAUUAUCGCUUAUCCAAUGUUCUGCCGGCCCGUUUAUAUUGGAUAAAUGAGACUCUACUCCAAAUGCAAUACAUCAGAAAGGGAACAACACAUUAUGAAGAACCAUUUAGAAUAUAGAAACUCUUCUGCAUCAGGAUAGAUUUAAGUAUAAUAGCAGGAAUGUGCAAAAUAUCACAUUUUGGAUGAGUUGUUAGAGACAAGCAAAAAGGCUGUGCAGUAAGAUGAUACUGUACAGAUUUUCUUUUCUUGAAAUUAUUACAGCAGAGUCUCACUUAUCCAACAUUCGCUUAUACAACAUUCUGGAUUAUCCAACGCAAUCUGCCUUUUAGUAGUCAAUGUAUUUGUAGUCAAUCAUUUCAAUACAAUGUGAUGUUUUGGUGCUAAAUUCAUAAAUACAGUAAUUACUACAUAACAUUGCUGUGUAUUGAACUGCUUUUUCUGUCAAACUUAUUGCAAAACAUGAUGUUUUGGUGCUUAAUUUGUAAAAUCAUAAUGUCAUUUGAUGUUUAAUAGGCUUUUCCUUAAUCCCGCCUUAUUAUCCAACAUUAUCGCUUAUACAACGUUCUGCCGGCUCAUUUAUGUUGGAUAAGUGAGACACUACUGUACUACAAUGCAUAAUUACCAAACAAAAUAAAUGUUUAUAAGACAAAAAUAAUAUCUACAGUUAUUUAUCAUCAUCAUAAAUUUGGUUCUUAAAUCCCAUUCAUUACUAAAUUAUGAAAAUGCAGCUACCUGGUUUUAAUCUUUCAAAGCCGAGUAUCAUUCUGUGUGUUUAGAAUCAUAGAAUAGUAGAGUUGGAAGAGACCUCAUAGGCCAUCCAGUCCAACCCCCUGCCAAGACGCAGGAAAUCGCAUUCAAAGCACCCCCGACAGAUGGCCAUCCAGCUUCUGCUUAAAAGCCUCCAAAGAAGGAGCCUCCACCACAAGGCAGGUUUCAGAGCAUUGUUUUUAAAAUGGAACAGCUGACAUUAGCUAGGCAGGUAUCUUGUGUCCUUCACUGUACAAUAAAACCAAGACUUGUUCCUGGAA
Anolis carolinensis (green anole) is the source of this 5168-nucleotide messenger RNA. RefSeq names its product glutaminyl-peptide cyclotransferase (gene qpct). The record is from RefSeq and is a predicted model, not a curated record. Gene Ontology annotation, molecular function: zinc ion binding; glutaminyl-peptide cyclotransferase activity. The transcript is spliced from 8 exons. The coding region runs from base 110 to 1360 and encodes 416 amino acids. Lineage: Eukaryota; Metazoa; Chordata; Lepidosauria; Squamata; Anolidae.